Impatiens glandulifera is the source of this 2110-nucleotide messenger RNA. RefSeq names its product probable inactive purple acid phosphatase 27. Gene Ontology annotation, molecular function: metal ion binding; acid phosphatase activity. Lineage: Eukaryota; Viridiplantae; Streptophyta; Magnoliopsida; Ericales; Balsaminaceae. Bases 1 to 1872 code for a protein of 623 amino acids. The transcript is spliced from 9 exons. The record is from RefSeq and is a predicted model, not a curated record.
AUGGUGGUUCCUAUUAGUUGGGAUCGAGCAUUCAUCAGCGUUUUAAUAAUCUCGAUUUAUUCUUAUCACGCAUUAGGUUUGUCUUUCGAGAUUAAAAAAUCAGAGGCAGCUCAUCGCGACCACACAGCGAUAUCAGAGUUUCGAUUAGUCAACAGAAGAGAGCUUCGUCAGUGUAAUGACCCGAACCCCUAUCUUGAAAUAACUGUGGGCCCGAAUUCGAAACUUGCUGACGAACAAUUCAUCUCGGUCACGGUUAGUGGUGUCUUGUUUCCCAAUAAUCAAGAUUGGAUUGGCAUGAUUUCUCCCUCAAGUUCCAACAUUUCGACUUGUCUUCUUAGUAAAUUACAGUAUGCCCAAACGGGUGACCUAAGUAACCUCCCUCUUCUCUGUCAUUAUCCUGUUAAGGCACAAUUUGUAAGUAAAGAUCCAGACUAUUUAAGCUGUAAAAAUAAAGUAUGCCAAAGAGGCAAUAUCAAUAAGAAUUGCCUGGUCAGAACAUGCAACGGGACGGUGUCGUUUCACGUCGUAAACAUCAGAACCGACAUCGAAUUCGUCUUCUUUGGCUCGGGCUUCACCACGCCAUGUAUACUCAAACGAUCGUCUCCAUUGAGCUUUGCCAAUCCAAACAAGCCCUUGUAUCCACAUCUAUCUAGCCUUGAUUCAUCCGCUACUAAAAUGAGAUUAACAUGGGUGAGUGGAGAUAAUAAACCUCAGCAAGUUCUGUACGGUAAAAACAACUUAAAAGCCAUUUCACAAGUUACCACAUUUUCAAAGAACGAUAUGUGUUCGUCGGCAUUGGCAAGCCCGGCGAAAGAUUUUGGGUGGCAUGAACCGGGAUUCAUCCAUACGGCGGUUAUGAACGGGCUAACUCCGUCGACCGCCAACAGCUACAAAUUUGGCGGUGAUUCGGUUGGGUGGAGUGAAACAAUCAAAUUCAAAACACCACCAGCAGGAGGAUCAUCGGAGUUGAAAUUUCUUGCAUAUGGAGACAUGGGUAAGACUCCUUUGGAUGAAUCGGUGGAGCAUUAUAUUCAACCAGGGGCGGUUUCUGUGGUGAAAGCAAUGGUGGAAUUAGAAUCGGAAAAUGUGGAUUCAGUAUUCCAUAUUGGUGAUAUAAGUUAUGCUACUGGUUUUCUUGUUGAAUGGGAUUUCUUUCUCAGCCAAAUCACUCCUUUGGCUUCUAAACGAUCUUACAUGACUGCAAUCGGUAAUCAUGAAAGAGACUACGCCUCCUCCGGUUCAGUAUACCAAACUCCCGACUCCGGAGGUGAAUGCGGCGUUGCUUAUGAAACUUAUUUCCCUAUGCCGACUCCGGGUAAGGAUAAACCUUGGUAUUCAAUUGAACAAGGCCCUGUUCAUUUCACAGUCAUAUCCACCGAGCAUAAUUGGAACCAGUCUUCAGAGCAGUAUAACUGGAUGAAAAACGACAUGGCGGCUGUGAAUAGAUCUAGAACACCUUGGUUAAUUUUCACCGGGCACCGACCCAUGUAUUCUUCUACUCCUGGAAUCUUGGGUUUAGCAGUAGAUCAGCAUUUUGUCAAUACCGUGGAACCUCUCCUAUUGAAUGCCAAGGUUGAUUUGGCGUUGUGGGGUCACGUGCAUAACUACGAGAGAACAUGUGCGGUUUAUGAGAAAGUGUGCAAAGCGAUGCCGAAGAAAGACAGACAAGGCGUGGACGUUUACAAUGGCUUCACCUACACAGCUCCUGUUCACGCUGUUAUCGGAAUGGCAGGAUUCAAUCUCGACUCUUCCUCUGCUUCUGGUGCAGGGUGGAGUUUGGUAAGAAAAUCUAAAUAUGGUUACUCAAGAGUGCAUGCUACAAAAACAGAUUUAACCCUAGAGGUUUGGUUUACUUCUUUGCUGUUUAAAUGAUUUUAUAAUAGCAAGCAUUUUUGAGUUUAUAUGUUUUCUUUGUGGUAUUUUGCAGUAUGUGAAUGCAAUCACGCGAAAAGACGAAGAUAUAUUUCGGAUCACAAAAAAUCGCAACUAAGUUAGAGGUUGAAACAUACAAAUACAAGUAUAGUGGGAAAAAAUCAUUUAAGAAGUAUUUGAGUUGUUUCUUCUAUAGAAUUAGAGAUUAAACUUCUCUUAUUAUGUUGUAGUGUUUUUU